Tarenaya hassleriana is the source of this 2861-nucleotide messenger RNA. RefSeq names its product cation/H(+) antiporter 14-like. The transcript has 3 exons. The record is from RefSeq and is a predicted model, not a curated record. The coding region runs from base 157 to 2658 and encodes 833 amino acids. Gene Ontology annotation, biological process: proton transmembrane transport; regulation of pH. NCBI's taxonomy places the organism in Eukaryota, Viridiplantae, Streptophyta, Magnoliopsida, Brassicales, Cleomaceae. Gene Ontology annotation, molecular function: antiporter activity. Gene Ontology annotation, cellular component: endomembrane system; membrane.
CCUCUUGUUCUGGGGAUUAAACCAAAGUACAGUUCAUGCGAAUCUGCGUCAGAUUGUUUCCUUCUGUUCCUUGCAAUGAGGAGAUAACGUCCACAAAUCCUCGAGAGCCAUAAAUCGAAUUCCCUUUUCUGUCCUUUCUGUAUUGAUCGAUCGGUCAUGGACCUGGAUAUGGAUUUGCGGACCACGGCGGUCUUGGAGAAGCACUCGAUGCAGAGGGCGAGGGUGCAUGGGCCGGCGGUGGUCGAAGAGCUUAUAUGCCAAAGGAACCAUAUGUUGACUUCCAGAGGGGUGUUUUUGGGGAGUGAUCCUCUCAAGUACUCCAUGCCUCUUCUCUUGAUGCAAAUGGCUCUCAUCAUCCUCACCAGCCGUCUCGUUUUUCGAUUCAUCAGGCCCCUUAAUCAAGGCAUCAUCUCUGCUCAAGUCUUGGCUGGUAUCAUUCUAGGGCCGUCGGUAUUAGGCCAAAGCGCCAUAUACACGGAGAUGUUCCUCCCCGUGGGCGGGAAAAUCACGCUUCAAACGCUCUCGAACGUCGGUUUCAUCAUCCACCUCUUCCUCCUCGGCCUCAGAAUCGAUCCGAGAAUCAUCAGAAAAGCCGGUUCCAAGGCCUUCCUUAUCGGCGCCACCUCCUAUGCCUUCCCCUUCACCGUGGGACACCUCGCCCUUAUGUUCUUGAACAGAACCUACGAUCUCCCCUUGCCCGUGAUGAACGGUCUCACCGUGGCCAUCCCUCUCAGCUCGAUGACGUCAUUUCCCGUCACCACCACCGUCUUAGCCGAGCUCAACUUCCUGAACUCCGAGCUCGGUCGGCUCGCCACCAACUGUGCCAUUGUCUGCGAGUCCUGCAACUGGCUGGCCGCUCUCGUGUAUGACCUUUACAGGCGUCAGCGAGCGCUCACCAGCUUCGGUGCGAUCAUGUGGAUCGUCGCUCUCCUCUUCAUCAUCAUGUUCGUGUGCAGACCCGUCAUCAUUUGGCUCACUGAGAAAAAAGCCCAGAACGUGAACAAAAACGAUGAGAUACCCUUUUUUCCGAUUCUCGUGAUCAUGUUCCUGGUCAGCCUCGGAGCCGAAACGCUUGGCGUUCACGCGGCGUUUGGUGCGUUUUGGCUCGGAGUCUCGCUUCCCGAUGGGCCGCCGUUGGGGACUGGGUUAGCCACGAAGCUGGACGCGUUCGCAACCACUCUGUUGCUUCCUUGUUUCAUAUCGAUAAGUGGGCUCGAGACGAACUUCUUCGUGGUCGGAGACAGUCACGCGAACAUGAUGGAGGUCGUGAUCCUUGUGACUUACGGAUGUAAGUUUCUCGGGACGGCCGGGGCAUCCGUGUACUGCAAAACGCAGGCUCGAGACGCGCUCUGCUUGGCGUUCUUGAUGUGCUGCCAAGGCGUCAUCGAGCUUUACACUUCCAUCAUGUAUAAGGACGCUAAGAUUCUGAACACGCAAUGCUUCAACAUGGUGAUCAUAACGCUUCUUCUAGUGACUGGCGUUUCGCGUUUCCUGGUCGUGCACCUCUACGACCCGUCCAAACGCUACAAAAGCGCGAGCAAAAGGACCAUCCUCAACACCAGACAACGAAACCUUCAGCUCCGUCUUCUUCUCUGCCUCUACGACGUGGAAAACAUCCCUUCUCUAGUGAACCUUCUAGAAGCUUCCUUCCCGACAAGGUUCAGCCCAAUCUCCGUCUGCACCCUCCACCUCAUUGAGCUCAAAGGCCGGGCCCACGCGGUUCUCGUCCCUCACCACCAGAUGAACAAGCUCGACCCCAACACGGCUAAGUCCACUCACAUCGCUAACGCCUUUCUGCGUUUCGAGCAGCAGAACCAAGGCACUGUCAUGGCUCAGCAUUUCACGGCCGUGGCUCCGUUCUCGAGCAUAAACGACGACGUUUGCACUCUCGCCCUCGACAAGAAAGCCACUCUAAUCGUCAUCCCUUUUCACAAACAGUACGCCAUCGACGGGACGGUCGAUUACGUGAACCCAGCCAUUCGGAACAUAAACCUUAACGUGCUGGAAAAGGCACCAUGUUCUGUCGGGAUGUUCAUCGACCGGGGCGAGACCAGCGGAUGCAGAUCCGUCCUGAUGAACCAGACGUGGAAGAACGUGGCCGUCCUCUUCGUUGGCGGCCCUGACGACGCGGAAGCGCUCGCGUUCUGCAUAAGAAUCGCAGAGCACCCAGACUUGAACGUGACGAUGAUACAUUUCAAGCACAAGAGCUCGAUCCACGACGAGAGCAGCAACAAUAACGAUUUCUCCGAGAUCGAGCUGAUCCACGACUUCAGGAGCUUGGCCAUGAACAAAGGCAGUGUGAGUUACAAAGAAGAGAUCGUGAAAGAUGGCGUGGAGACCACGCAAGUGGUCAGCUCGCUGGGGGACAGUUACGACAUGGUGAUGGUGGGUCGAGACCACGACCUCGAGUCACCUGCGAUGUACGGUCUGACAGAUUGGAGCGAGUGUCCGGAGCUUGGAGUGAUCGGAGACAUGUUGGCUUCGCCGGAUUUUCACUUCUCGGUGCUCGUGAUUCAUCAGCAGCCGGGUGGAUCUCUGGCUUACGACAACAGCUACGCGUUGCCCGUCGCGAAUCAGAAACUGGUCGGGGAAUCUCGGGUACAUCCUCGAUUCUCUACCGAGGAAGGAUUUAUGACCGUCGACCUCGGAAAAGACUAGCAACAGGAAUGACUUCGGUUGAUUCAUUUAGUGUAUUUGUGAAGUAAAAUACCAAAGGGAUAGGUAUUUGACUCCAAAUUUUACGCUAGAAGAUUAGUCCAAUAAUAUUACCGUAUAUUAGAUAUCUUAGAUUUUUUUAUAUAUAUGGCAAUUAGAAUUUUCUGAAAUUGUAUUUUUUUUUCUAAAUAAUGAAGAAAAAUAAG